AGAUCUUUAAGUCUGAGUUUUUGUUAUUUUGAAGAAAAUUAUCAGAGAUAAUUAAAAUUUAUAUUAAUUGAAUUAAUAGAGUUUAAUUCGUACUACAAAUUAAUUAAAAUAUGGCUGCAUUUCUUAAUCGUAUCGGUCAACUAGGUCUUGGAGUUGCUAUUGUCGGUGGUGUUGUGAAUUCUGCAUUAUAUAAUGUUGACGGAGGUCAUCGUGCUGUAAUUUUCGAUCGAUUUACUGGUAUUAAGCAAGACGUGACAGGAGAAGGAACGCAUUUUUUCAUUCCGUGGGUGCAACGUCCAAUUAUCUUUGAUAUUCGAUCACAGCCAAGAAAUGUUCCAGUCAUAACCGGAUCAAAGGAUUUACAGAAUGUCAACAUUACAUUACGUAUCCUUUAUAGACCAGUUCCAGAUCAAUUACCAAAAAUCUACACAAUCUUAGGUCAAGAUUACGAUGAAAGAGUCUUGCCAUCAAUCACAACAGAAGUGUUAAAAGCUGUUGUCGCACAAUUUGAUGCCGGUGAAUUGAUUACCCAGCGUGAAAUGGUCUCACAAAAAGUCUCUGAGGAUUUAACAGAAAGAGCUAAACAAUUUGGUGUCAUUCUUGAUGAUAUUUCAAUUACACAUUUAACUUUCGGUAAGGAAUUCACCCAAGCCGUUGAAAUGAAACAAGUCGCUCAACAAGAAGCUGAAAAAGCUCGUUUCUUAGUCGAAAAAGCCGAACAACAAAAGAAGGCAACAGUUUUAUCAGCUGAGGGAGACGCAGAAGCUGCAACACUUUUGUCUAAAGCAUUCUCUACUGCUGGUGAUGGUCUUAUUGAAUUACGUAGAAUAGAAGCAGCUGAAGACAUUGCCUAUCAACUAUCAAGAUCAAGAGGUGUCAACUAUUUACCAUCGGGUCAAGGAACACUCUUGAACUUGCCACAAAUGUAAAUUUAGUCUCAGUGUGUGCAUUUAGAAAGGAUAGAGGUCGUAUAAUCAUAAGUUCAGACUCAAAUUAUGUUGGAAGUUAAAAUUGCAAUUUAUGGAACAAUAUUUUUAAUUGAAUUCAAGUUUCUUGCAAUGAAAACUCCUGUAAAAAUAUUGCUCUGAAUAGAACAAGCAUAAAAUAAUGUCAAACAUUAUCCUCAACAUCUUGUAAAGUUUAUGCAUUUUAAUUCUGGCAUUAUAUGGAAUAAAUAAGAAUUGGCAUCAUUUUUAAUAA
Messenger RNA from Chironomus riparius, 1200 nucleotides. The record is from the annotation of a GenBank genome assembly. Lineage: Eukaryota; Metazoa; Arthropoda; Insecta; Diptera; Chironomidae.